AUGAACUGGCAACAUCAACCAGAUGGUUUACAACAAAUUUUAACACUUCUGCGUCAAUCUCAAUCGCCGGAUACCCAAGUACAACGUCAAGUACAAGCACGUUUAGAAGAAUUAAAUCGGUAUCCAGAUUUUAACAAUUAUCUAGUGUACAUUUUGACAAAAUUAACACAAGAAGAAGAAGCCACACGAUCUUUGGCUGGUCUUAUAUUAAAAAAUAAUGCCCGUACGCAGUAUGAUCGAUUUCCAGAUGAUGUUAAAACAUAUAUUAAACAAGAAUGUUUACAAGCAAUUGGAGAUAGAUCAGCUCUUAUUCGAGCAACAGUUGGAAUUUUAAUAACUACAGUAGUUACUAAAGGUUCUUUACAACAGUGGCCAACUCUAUUAGAACAUUUAUACCUUUGCUUGGAUUCUCCCGAUAUUAAUAUGUGUGAAGGUGCAUUUGGUGCACUACAAAAAAUAUGUGAAGAUUCGGCUGAUCAAUUAGAUUCUGAUAUGAGUCAACCGUUAAAUGUUUUAAUUCCAAAAUUUAUUCAAUUUUUUCUUCAUUCACAACCCAAAAUUCGCUCACAUGCGAUUGCAUGUGUUAAUGAAUUUAUUACACCACGUGCACAAGCACUCAUGAACAAUAUUGAAAAAUUUUUAGAAAAUUUAUUUCAAUUAGGUAACUCAUUUAUAACAGAAAUUGAGCAUAAGAAUCAUAGUUUAUUGCUUUUUUUUUCAGCUAAUGAUACGGACGUUGAUGUUCGAAAACAUGUUUGUCGUGCAUUAGUGAUGUUAGUAGAAGUACGAAUUGACUAUCUAAUUCCUCACAUGCAACAAAUAAUCGAGUAUAUGUUAUUAACAUCUCAAGAUCAGGAUGAUACGGUGGCAUUAGAAGCAUGUGAAUUUUGGUUAAUGAUUGCCGAGCAUCCUAUUUGUCGUGAUGUUAUUCAACCUUAUUUAGAUAAAUUAUUACCUGUUCUAGUUAAGAAUAUGAAAUACUCCGAACUAGACAUUGUUAUUUUGAGAGGUGAUGUGGAUGAAGAUGAACAUAUUCCAGAUCGUGUUGAAGAUAUUCGUCCUCGAUUUCAUCGUGCUCGAACACGGCAACAUUAUGGAAGUGGUGAUCAUACAACACUCUCAUUAUCAUCACCAAAUUCAACCAAUCCAAACUCGACCGAUACAAAUAACAAUAAUACGGAACAGAAUAAUCAUGUUGAAGAUGAGGAGGAGGACGAUGAUGAUGACGAUACCUCAGGCACGAAUGCUGAUCAAGCAACUGAAUGGAAUUUACGUAAAUGUUCAGCAGCUGCUCUCGAUGUUUUAUCUAAUGUAUUUCGUGAAAGUAUCCUACCCACAUUAUUACCGUUAUUACGUGAAAUGUUAUUUCAUCCAAAUUGGGAAAUUAAAGAAUCGGGUAUUCUUGUUUUGGGCGCAAUAGCUGAGGGAUGUUCAUAUGGUUUGACACCACAUUUACCCGAUCUAAUUCAAUAUCUUAUCACAUGUCUUAAUGAUAAAAAACCUCUAGUAAGAUCGAUCACAUGUUGGACACUUUCGAGGUAUUCAUCAUGGAUUGUACACAACGAUGUUCAACAACAAAAAUUUUUAAUACCGCUCAUGUCAGAACUGUUGAAAAGAAUUUUAGAUGCGAAUAAAAAAGUUCAAGAAGCAGCAUGUUCCGCGUUUGCUACUUUGGAAGAAGAAGCGUGUAUUCAGAUGGUGCCGUAUUUGAAACAAAUACUAGAAACACUUGUUCAUGCAUUUCGUAAAUAUCAAGCUAAAAAUUUGUUGAUAUUAUAUGAUGCAAUUGGUACAUUGGCAGACAGUGUUGGAAACCAUUUAAAUCGUCCUGAAUAUAUUCAAAUUUUAAUGCCGCCACUUAUUGAACGCUGGAAUGCAUUAACAAAUGAUGAUAAAGAUCUAUUUCCACUGCUGGAAUGUUUGUCAUCGAUCGCCACAGCGCUACAACAAGGAUUUUUGCCCUAUUUUGAACCAGUAUUUGUUAGGUGUAUUCUACUUGUCCAACAAACGAUUGAAGCAUCAACACCCGCAACGACGGCUCAAGGAACAAGUCAAGGACCAGAACAAACAGAUAAAGAUUUUAUGAUUGUGGCGCUAGACCUGUUAUCUGGCUUGGCGGAAGGCUUAAGUGAGAAAGCGAUCAUUGCAUUGAUUCAGGAACAAUUAUUUACUUCAAUCUUUUCGUUUUUAGGCUCAAAUAUAGAUCAGUUAGUUGAACAAUCCAAUUUGUUAACAUUAUUAGAACGUUGUGUACAAGACCCAAUGGCCGAAGUUCGACAAAGUUCAUUUGCCCUUUUAGGUGAUUUGACAAAAGCCUGUUUUCGUCAUGUUCGUCCACAUUUACCAUUUUUUCUCCCAAUCCUAUCGCAAAAUUUGGAUCCGCAUCAUGUUAGUGUAUGUAACAAUGCAAUAUGGGCAAUUGGAGAAAUAUCGUUAGAAAUCGGUCAAGAAAUUCAACCGUAUGUACCACAUAUUCUAGAUCAAUUGAUAAUGAUUAUAAACAGAUCGAAUACACCAAAAACAUUAUUGGAAAAUACAGCUAUUACUAUUGGACGAUUGGGUUUAGUAUGUUCUCAAUCUGUCGCGGCUGAAUUACAACGUUUUAUUCGGCCUUGGUGUAUUGCAUUACGUAAUAUUCGCGAUAAUGAUGAAAAAGAUUCAGCAUUUCGUGGUAUUUGUAAUAUGAUUGUAUUAAAUCCAUUGGGUGUUGCAAAUGAAUUUAUUUAUGUAUGUGAUGCGAUUGCAUCGUGGGAGAAACCACCCUAUGAACUACAUCAAAAAUUUCGUCAAAUUUUAUUAACAUUUAAACAAGAAUUUGGGCAAGAUCAAUGGCAACAAUUCACAGAUAGAUUUCCUAUCGCACUUAAACAACGUUUACAAACACAGUAUGGUGUUUGA
Messenger RNA from Didymodactylos carnosus, 2898 nucleotides. The record is from the annotation of a GenBank genome assembly. Lineage: Eukaryota; Metazoa; Rotifera; Eurotatoria; Philodinida; Philodinidae.